UGCACUAGAUCUGGUGAGAGUACAGUAGUAGUACCAUUUCUUCACCGGACUAGGGAACUGCGGGAGAGACACGGGAAUACGCAUCUUCAUUAUUUUUCCUACCAUCAAUCCCGGGCAAUGACAUAUUCACACUGAAAGGAAAAGACUAGGACUAUAAUCUAAAAUGACGGUGGAUUUUGAAGAGUGUAUCAAGGAUUCACCCAGAUUCAGGGCGAACAUCGAUGAAGUGGAGACGGAGGUGGUGGAAAUCGAAGCUAAGCUAGACAAGUUGGUGAAGUUAUGCAGUGGGAUGAUCGAGGCUGGUAAGGCCUACAUCAGCGCCAACAAGCUGUUUGUCAGCGGGAUACGCGACCUGUCCCAGCAAUGCAAGAAGGAGGAGAUGAUUUCGGAGUGCCUGGAAAAGUGCGGAGAAAGCCUCCAGGAAAUAGUCAACUACCACAUGAUUCUGUUUGACCAAGCCCAGAGGUCCGUGAAGCAGCAGCUGCACAACUUUGUUAAAGAAGACGUGCGUAAGUUCAAGGAGACGAAGAAGCAGUUUGAUAAAGUGCGCGAGGACAUGGAGAUCGCCCAGGUGAAGAACGCCCAGGCGCCCCGGAACAAGCCCCACGAGGUGGAGGAGGCCACCGGCACCCUCAGCAUCACCCGCAAGUGCUUCCGACACCUGGCCCUGGACUACGUGCUGCAGAUCAAUGUGCUUCAGGCGAAGAAGAAGUUUGAGAUCUUAGACGCAAUGCUGUCCUUCAUGCAUGCGCAGUACACGCUGUUUCAGCAGGGCUAUAACCUGCUGGAGGAGAUCGAUCCCUACAUGAAGAAGCUGGCAGCAGAGCUGGAUCAGUUGGUGAUAGACUCUGCUAUGGAGAAGAGGGACAUGGAACACAAGCAUGCCACCAUUCAGCAGAGGACCCUCCUGCAGGACUUCUCCUACGACGAGACGAAGGCAGACUUCAAUGUGGACGCCCCCAACGGCGUGGUGAUGGAGGGGUACCUAUUCAAGAGAGCCAGCAACGCCUUCAAGACGUGGAACAGGCGGUGGUUCUCCAUACAGAACAGCCAGCUGGUGUAUCAGAAGAAGCUGAAGGACUCCCUGACGGUGGUGGUGGAGGACCUGCGGCUCUGCUCAGUCAAGCCCUGCGAAGACAUUGAGAGGAGGUUCUGCUUCGAGGUCGUGUCUCCCACCAAGAGCUGCAUGCUGCAGGCCGAGUCGGAGAAGCUGCGGCUGGCCUGGAUCCAGGCCGUGCAGGCCAGCAUCGCCUCCGCCUACAGAGAGAGCCCCGACUGCUACAGCAUCCAGCGUCUGGAUCGGACGGCUUCUCCGUCCACCAGCAGCAUCGACUCGGCCAGCGAGCCGCGGGAGCGGAGUGCGCGGGGGGAGAGCCACCUGCAGCGCAUCCAGAACAUUCCGGGAAACGAUCAGUGCUGCGACUGCGGCCAGGCCGACCCGCGCUGGGCCAGCAUCAACCUGGGCAUCCUGCUGUGCAUCGAGUGCUCCGGCAUACACAGGAGUUUGGGGGUUCACUGCUCCAAGGUGCGCUCUCUCACGCUGGACUCAUGGGAACCGGAGUUACUGAAGUUGAUGUGUGAGCUCGGAAACAGCAUCAUCAACCAUAUCUAUGAGGGAACCUGCGAGGAACUGGGUCUGAAGAAGCCGGGGCCCUCCAGCUCAAGGCAGGAGAAGGAGGCGUGGAUCAAGGCCAAGUACGUGGAGAAGCGCUUCCUGAAGAAGAUGGGGCGGGGCGGCGAGGCGCUGGCCAACGGCGAGCGCAAGCCCGGCCGCUGGAGCGUCAAGAAGUGCCGGCGGCACAACAGCUCCGGCAGGGCGCCCAAAUCCCGCCGCAAGCACCGGCAGGAGCCCGGCAGCGCCUCCCCCGGCAACCUCUCCACGGCUGCUGCCCUGGAGAGGAAGUUCCGCCGGGAUUCGCUCUUCUGUCCCGACGAGCUGGACACCCUCUUCUCCUACUUUGACACAGGCUCUGGGCCCCGCAGCCCUGCAGGUCUGAGCAGCGACAGCGGACUCGGCGGCAGCACCGACGGCAGCACAGACAUCCUGGUGUUCGGUUCGGUGGUGGACAGCGUCACAGAGGAAGAGUGCGAGGUCUCGGAGGAGUCCAGCGAGGAGGCGGAGCUGGAGGCCGAGGCGUGGGAGCAGGACGAUGCGCGGGAGCUCCACCCGGGGGCGCUGCUGUACAAGGCGUCCCGGGCCAGGAACCUGCCCGUCAUGGCCGAGGCGCUGGCGCACGGGGCCGACGUCAACGCCGCCAGCCAGGAGGACGAGAGCAAGACCCCGCUCAUCCAGGCUGUGAUAGGGGGCUCUUUGAUAGCCUGUGAGUUCCUUCUUCAGAACGGUGCGGAUGUCAACCAGAGAGACACGCGGGGGAGAGGGCCGCUGCACCACGCCACGUAUCUGGGGCACACGGGGCAGGUGUGUCUGUUCCUCAAGCGGGGCGCCACGCAGAACGACGGGGACGACGACGGACAGGACCCCCUGAGCAUCGCCGUGCAGGCCGCCAACGCCGACAUCGUCACCCUGUUGCGGCUGGCCCGGAUGAACGAGGAGAUGCGGGAGUCUGAAGGCCCGUUCGGACAGACAGGUGACACAACUUAUCUGGACAUCUUUCGGGAGUUUUCGCACAUGGCGUCCCACAACCCUGAGAAGCUGAAACGAAGGAGCGUGCAUUUCCGCCACUCCUUCAGGUAGCCUCCUGCUAACCAGGGUCCCGCCCCCUCUGUGCUGAAGGAGCCCUGCCCCCAGCACUUUAGGAGCCACACCCCCCGUGCUGGAGGAGCCCACCCCCUCUCUGCUGAAGAAGCCCCGUCCCCUCUGCUGGAGGAGCCCCGCCCCGCCCCCCUGUGCUGAAGGAGCCCCAUCCCCAGAACUUUAGGUGCUCCACCCCCCUGUGCUGAAGCCCCACCUCUUGCUCUGGAGGAGCCCUUCCCCCUGCACUUUAGGAGCCCCCCCUCCCCCGUGCUGGAGGAGAACUGCCCCCCUCUGCUGGAGGAGCCAUGCUCCUAAUCACAGAGUAUCCCUCUUUGUCCAUUACACCUGAAAUUCCCCGGUCCUGUCCAGUCCAGUGCAGCACCCCAAGGGCUGAAGAAGGGCACAUUUUGGAGAGAGUGAGAUCCACAUCGCCUCUCCUGUCCAGUGAAGUCCCAGCUCAUCACACACUGUGAUGUCAUUUCUGCACUUACUCUGAUAUCUACACUGCCACAUUUUAGGCUACCCAAUUCCUAGGACAUGUGCUGAGUGAACUCCAGGUAUUCCAACAUCCCAUACAUCAUGUGGUAUCAUAAAAUUUAGCUAUAUCUAAAUUAGCAAUAUUAUACACAACAAAUGACAUGCUGAAUUCAUUAAUUUCACAUUUUUAUAAGUGCAUAUACAUAAACUUACAUGAGCCUGUCUCAUGGAUGCAAGUACAAUUUUGAACUGACUGACUGAGCCUAUAAGGUAUAAUUUCUGUGAAAUACGUCCAAACCUGUGUUUGAUUUCAUAGCCAUAUUUAUUUUAAUAUGGGAUUUGCACUUAUCUCUUCUCCCUCCUUGUAUCAGAAAUCCAUCCAGUUCAAACAACACUUACAGUACAUGUAUUUUUGAGGUUCUUAACCUCUCCCUCCCUGCAUAUAGAGUAGGUUUGGGAUCAUUUGGCUUCCUUCAUGUAGUUUAGUUUAUCAUGACAGACAGUCUCAUCCUGAACAGGCUGUAUUAGUGUUAUAGGGACCAUAUGACAUUUAUACCAUUAUUAACAAACACAUACAUAAUGAUCACUGUCCUCUAUAACAGGGAUCCUCUGACUCAGUUCUGGACCACAAUUUCAAACCCUAAAUCAUAAUAAGCUGUUAAUUGCUGUUAAUUAUAUGUCUUUAGUGAUUUAUAAGAGGCAUAGGCUUAUUAUAUAAAAUAUCACAUUUUGUGGAGAGCAUGACAGGUAAAAUCUCUCCUUGAUUACAUUUUUUAAACAAACAUUCUUUCCAAUGUUUGCCUAUAGUAUUUUAAGUGCAAGUUUUGUGGGGAAAUGCAGGUCUAUUCCUCUUACCUUGCGCCGAUUUAUUUAUUUUUUUUGCCACUUUUUUGUUUCAGAAGGUUUUGGCCCCACAAAAAUCUAACCCUCUCCAGCUAGCUCAUAAUCUGGUUUGGUGUCCCCUGAACAGGAAAAAUGUCAAAGUUCAAAUCAGAUCAUAAUAACCACUGUGUAGAUUCUAUAUAUGCCUUUAAAAGGCUGCACGUGAUCUUAGCCUCUCACAGGAGUCUUUUUGAAGGGACAGCAAACAGCAUGCGCAGCAUUGCACUAAUGAAGAAAUGCAGUACAGUGAAGGUCUUCCAUUCAUGCUCAGCAGUUUCAUGUUGCAGUCUGUGGUUUUAGUUUAUCUGUGUCUUAAAUGUAUGUUGCCACUUACCCUAUUGUCCUCAUGUGCCUGCAGUCUGUGGCCUUACAGCUCAACGGUCAGUGAUUCAUGCUGUCAGUCCAAGACCAAGUUGACUAACUGGGGUCGUGGUUGUUCCAGUAAUACCAGCUAUGGCCCCAUUUCCUUUCUUUAAAACUCAACUUCUGAUUCUAUCUUAUGUAGUACGUUGAAAAUUUCUUGAGUUCUUUUUCAAUUUCUUCAUUUAGACUGUCUUGUUUAACAGACACCACACAGUACUGUCCACACACCACACAGUACAGUCAGUGAUUUUGGUGAUAGAAACAGCCACUCUGUGGUUACAACUUAAACUAUACAUUUCUAUACACAGAGAACACGUAGUCAAUCAAGUUUCCUUUAUUUCUUUAUAAUUUUCAAACAUAAGGACAGCAUAGGAGGUCAUUAAUUUGCAUGUAUUUGUUGAUCUUUUUUACAUUAAAUUGUACAUGAAAAACAUUAUUUUAUCCGAUGACUAUGCUGGUGUAGUCUUAAUGUUUCCUGUAACGUCAGUGUAAAGAUGUGCUAAAAUUAUCUAUAUUAUAAAGCGAAAUAAUGUACAUAAACAUUUUAGGUGCAAAAUGCUAAUAUAUCUGAAAAGGAUGGUGUUUUGUAAUAUAAAUGUUGAGGCCAUUGAAUAAGCCUUUAUGGAAUGAAAAUAAAGAAUGGUUUUAAUGAGAA
Anguilla anguilla (European eel) is the source of this 5072-nucleotide messenger RNA. RefSeq names its product arf-GAP with coiled-coil, ANK repeat and PH domain-containing protein 3-like. Gene Ontology annotation, molecular function: GTPase activator activity; protein binding. NCBI's taxonomy places the organism in Eukaryota, Metazoa, Chordata, Actinopteri, Anguilliformes, Anguillidae. The transcript is spliced from 25 exons. Bases 164 to 2695 code for a protein of 843 amino acids. The record is from RefSeq and is a predicted model, not a curated record. Gene Ontology annotation, cellular component: cytoplasm.